GCGUUUGCCAGUAAAGUAGAUACAUUAUAAUAAUAUCUGACAAAUUCAGUUGCUGGACAAGACAAUGUCUGACAAGACCGAGAACCAAACCUCAGAGCUUCCUGAUGCACACGGAGGCCGUACUGAUGUGACAUCUACAGAUGGCUUAGCGGUUGAACACAGAGGAGAACUGUAUGUACAUGAUCAGGUGAAGACUGAGGAGAAUGAAGUAGCUAUAAAUACAGCUACAGGCCGUACUGAUGUGACGCCUACAGAUGGUUCAGCAGUUGAGCACGGAGGAGAACCGAAUGUGUGUGAUCAGGUGAAGACUGAGGAGGAUAAAGUUACUAUAAAUACGGCUACAGAUGAAGAUAACGCUGAUAUAGUGAAAGUUGAGAUAACAGAAGAUCUGUGUGUGAGGCGUCGGGUGGAAGCUCCAGAUUAUGAAACCAGUGACCGUAUCAGCCCAGAAAAACAUUUAUCAUCGAAAAUGGCCUUUUCGCAACACUGUGGUUGGGAUGCAGAUAUUCUGUUUGUUUUGGAAGUUGAAAAAAGACCUUGUCUUUACAACAUGAGAAUAAAAGAAUAUCGCAAUCAGAACUUCCGGCAAAUGGCAUGGAAAGAAAUCAGCAAAAUUUUAAAUAUCCCAGAAGCCGCCUGUCCUGCCAAGUGGAAGUCCAUAAGAGACAAAUACCUCCGAAUUUAUAAAAAAAGUGGAUCGGGAGCAGACGUUAUAAUAGAAGAUCCCACAUGGAUUGUCAGCAAAUAUCUGAGUUUCCUCAAUCCUUGUUUAAAACCAAAAAGGACUACAGGAAACUUUAGUGAGUUUCUAUCAAGAGAAACUCCUCAGACCUCCCAUUCAGAGACAUCAACGCAGGAGGACACCUAUAGGCUAUCAGGCACAGUGCAGGACAUGUCUGAAACUAUCAUAAUGGAAAAUCCAAGUUUGGAGACUUAUAUUGAGUUAAAUCCAAUUGUCACCGACAGCGCAGAAAUAUCUUCACAGAGUUCCGACAUGACAGAUUCUGCUACAACUUCAAGAGAUGCUGUUCCUGGAAAACGAAAACGUGUUCAGCAAAGCACUAUUGAAAAGGUUUUGGAAGCUUUAAAAGCACCAAUUAUUGUGCCUUCAAAUCAAUCAACCAUGGAGUCGGAUGCAGACAGGCUGUUUCUAUUAAGUCUGUUACCUGAUUUUAGGAGGAUUAAUCCGCGCAUUAAAAAUAAUGUUAAAAUUGAAAUCAUUAAAUUAAUAGAUAAUGCACAAGAACAUUGA
This is a messenger RNA of Bombina bombina (fire-bellied toad), 1252 nucleotides long. Its product is annotated as transcription factor Adf-1-like. The record is from RefSeq and is a predicted model, not a curated record. Gene Ontology annotation, cellular component: nucleus; transcription regulator complex. The coding region runs from base 65 to 1252 and encodes 395 amino acids. Lineage: Eukaryota; Metazoa; Chordata; Amphibia; Anura; Bombinatoridae. Gene Ontology annotation, biological process: regulation of transcription by RNA polymerase II. Gene Ontology annotation, molecular function: DNA binding. The transcript is spliced from 8 exons.